Messenger RNA from Centruroides sculpturatus (bark scorpion), 1307 nucleotides. RefSeq lists its product as uncharacterized. The coding region runs from base 282 to 1259 and encodes 325 amino acids. The record is from RefSeq and is a predicted model, not a curated record. NCBI's taxonomy places the organism in Eukaryota, Metazoa, Arthropoda, Arachnida, Scorpiones, Buthidae. The transcript has 3 exons.
AUUUAGCAUCCGAAUUGGAAUCAGUACGGCUUUUGUUUGCUGAGAAAGAAAAAGAAUUGUCAUCAGCAAUUCAAAAAGUUGGUGAUUUGACACUUCAGUUAGAUGAGUUAAGGCAGGGAAAUCUGAAUGAACUCAAAAAUGAUAAUGUUUCCAUUUCUUCCUCAACUCAAGAGCUUGUUAAAUUACGGCAUGAGCUGUUGUAUCAUACAAAGUUAACUGAACAACAAAACACUCGAAUAACACAACAGAGGAAACUCAUAACACAACGUCAAGAUGAAGUAAUGCGUGCAGAUCAAAGGAUAUGGGAACUGAAACAAAGACUGCAUCGUAAACAGCUACAUAAUCAACAACUCUCCAAGCAAUUACAGAUGACAGUCACAGUUCCUAAACAAGGUGUUUCAAAACAAUUGAGACCAUUAAGCUGUAAUGUUGCUGCAGUUGAACCAGUUAGGAGACCCCAAGAACCAGAAAGGUCUCAAGAUGAUAUUCAUGCAAAAUUGACUAGUAUUGAUGAUUUCAAAGAAUUUUUUCCAAAUAAGAAUGAUCCUAAGUAUCAAACACUGCCUUAUAAUACUAAAUUUGCUGUAAGAAAUGGAACUCCUCCUGACGAACCUGAUUCAACUGUACCUAAAGUGGAUAAUAGACCUGUGGCAUUUAUGCCACCUGAUAUUGAAAAGGGAAAUAUGCUCAUUGCAAAAGCUGUUCCUGCUGGAAACAUCUCCCCAUCUAACGUUUCUUCAAAUAAGUCUUAUCCAUCAUCUAGGAUAAACCAUUUUACUCCUCGCCCUUAUGGCCCUGUAUAUAAUUUAAGUCAAGCCUCACCACUUCCUGUUUCUGGAAGUAAUAGUACUGCUGUCGUUCAUCCUGUCAUAACAAGUAGUAAUAAUUAUCAACCAUCCAAUACUGCAACAUCACUUCCCUACAGUCCAAUUAAAAGCAAUAAUACAUUCAAUAGUAGUGUGAAUCAAACAGAAAGAACAGAGAAAUCUAAUUAUAUUACAACAAAUUCAACUAUAUCCACAAAUUCAAUUCCAUGGGUAAAAUCAUUACCUGGAAAAAGUGAAAAUGCCAAACUUUUACCUGAGAGCAGUUCAUCUACACAAAACAAACCAAUAGUUCCUCCUAAACCAGUAAAACCUCUUCCUCCUCCAAGGCAGAUACAUACAGAAGGAAAUUCUGGAGAUAAACAAGAAAAUGUGGAUUUAGCAUUAGCUGUCCUUAAAAGUUCUGGAUUAGAAAAUACAAGUGGAUUUAGGUAAAGAAUUUUUUCUAUAAAAUCAGACUUUAAUAUCAUUAAUUUUGAAAAC